AUGCAGACUCCGGGGGGAGAGGAAGGCGUGCGAAGUUGCACCAGCAGCAACGGCGAGGGGGGCAGCCGAUGCCGCUGGUGCGAUGAUGCGCACGGCAGCUCGGCGUCUUCUGACGACGGCCGGUCGUCCGGCGAGCAAGGCGACCCUCGCGAACUGGAUCUCGUUCGGUCAGCCGCACAGGCGAUGGUAUCGGUGUUCACAAGCCAUCCGUUAGCUCCAUUUGGGUCACCAACUGUCUCGGUCUUUUCGCCGCCGCAAACGUGUACAGGAGCGGAGAAGCGGACGCUCCUCCGAAUGCAUCAGCAGGCUCUCCUCGCUCUCUCUAGUCCAACAGCCUCGAUUUCGCCGCGGCCCCUUGCAUCGCUCCCCAGGUCGCCGCAGCGUCAACAAGGCUGCACAGGCAGACACGCUCAAGCCAAUCGCUGUCAUGGGAGGAUGCCUGCGAUCAGUAAACGCCCCAGUCGUGCGCAAAGGCGAACCCGAGGUGAGCGAGGCCCUCCAAGUCGACUACGCGAAAGCGCGAGCGGCAGCUGGUAUGAAAUCGAAUCCGACCAGGAGCAAACGCUCUGUCCAGCACGAACAAGGAGAAGCAGCGAGGCGCCUCGCACCCUGUCGGCGUUUGAACGGAAUGCAGACUCCUCGAUUUGGGGAGACAGCUGGGCGGCCAGGCCCUGUCUGCCCCAAGCGUGCAGGAGCUGCGGGGACAGCCCCUGCUCUUCGGCUGCGGCGCGGGCGCAGCUCCUCGAGGGCCCUUCUGCAGCGUCAUCCUCCGCCGCAGAGCUGUUUAUGUCCUGCAGCAGGUGUGGAUACAGUCACUCAGAGGGGAACGCCAGCGGCCCUUCAGGGAGCGACAGUCCUGCGUGCAGUCCGAGCUGCAGCACCAGCGUCACUGAGACAGCUCGGGGAGCAGGAACGGGACUAAACGCUCGUAAUUCAGGUGAUGAGGAAGGAAACCUGCGACCGAGUCGCGGGCGUGUCUCGCCUGUUCAAUCGGGUCGACGGAGGCCAGCAACCGACCGGGCCCCAAGGGCGCGCAGCCCCCGUCCGGCUCCUCGACCGCGUUCGCGGGGGCGCGCGAGGCCAGACUGGGUGACUCCGACGCAGGAGGUCGAUGCAGAAUAUGCAACGCCAUGUGAGACUCCACUGGAUGCGGACUGUGCAGGAGGGCCGGCUGCCGCCACAAACCUGAUUAACAUCUCGUCAGUGACCAGCUUUCCGGGCUCUCUGGAGAGCCGCCCUGAGGCAGAGACCCUGGUCAGCGAGCGCUGCCCCGUGCACUCUCGGGUGGAAUCUCUUCGUGGAGACGGCAGGCAUACCGGCUCGACGCCAGCCGCCGAGAAGGCGAUCGCGCCCAAGUCGCCGGCGACGGCGCGGACGAAGAUCGAGCGCACACAACCGAUGGAGCGGAACCCGUCGUUCUCCGGCACGCUCGCCCCCGCAAACACCGCGCCACCUCGACAGGGGUCGCCCGCGCCCCCGAUGGCUCUCCAGAUUGCCCCGCCCGCGCUGCACCUCGAACCCUAA
Messenger RNA from Besnoitia besnoiti, 1524 nucleotides. RefSeq lists its product as uncharacterized. The transcript has 2 exons. NCBI's taxonomy places the organism in Eukaryota, Apicomplexa, Conoidasida, Eucoccidiorida, Sarcocystidae. The record is from RefSeq and is a predicted model, not a curated record. The coding region runs from base 1 to 1524 and encodes 507 amino acids.